AUGAAGCAGAGGAAUCCGGCGGAUUACCCGUCAGUGGACGAAGUCCUUCAGGGCCUGGAAGGCAACGCGACAGCGAGCGCAACUGCUCUCGAGCAGGAUAUCUACGGGCAGUACGCCUGGGAAAGGGAAGUUGAAAGGUCAUGGGAAUGCGUGGUUGAGGCUGAAGGGCAGCUGCGACUUGUGGGGGGAGAAGAGAGCGGCGUGGAGGACCGGCAAGGACCCCCGAGAGACUCCCACAUCAAGCGGGCUCUUCUCAGGAGUUUAGUAAUUCUCAUAGACGCAACUGAUGCCAUGCGGGAGACGGACUUCAAGCCGGACCGCCUGACCUGCGCUACGCAGUUGCUAGAGGAUUUCCUUGAGUCAUUUCUUCUCCAGAAUCCUCUGGCUCAAAUAGCGCUGGUGUUCAUGGCGGAUGCCGCAGCAGAGGUCCUUUGCCCAGCAGCUGCCGCUGUUGCCGCGGAAGCCUCUCCUGCAGCUCUGGGAGCUCCCAGUUCGACUCCCGGAGCAAGCUCUUUGACGAUAGGGACGUCCAGCUACUUCAGCAGCAACGUGGAGGAGCUGGUGACGGCGUUGGUGGCUCGCAGACGCCGCAGGAACUUCCCCACUGCCCACGCGCCGUCCCUCAAGAACGGCCUAGAUAGGGCUCGUGCCCUCCUAGGAGCUGUCCCUCCCUACUGUACACGUGAGGUUCUGGUGCUGUAUGGAUCCAUUCGCACGUGUGAUGUGGGAAGCAUUGAAGAAUCCAUUGAAGAGCUUAAAAAGAUGCGAGCACGCUGCUCCAUCGUUAGUCUCUCCCCGGAGGUCCACAUAGUCAAGGCUCUGGCCACUCAAACGGAUGGCAGUUUCGGGGUGGCGCUUCAUAGAGACCACCUGCGUUCACUGCUGAUGCAGCACACGCAACCUCCUGCAUGGCUGGAAGGCCUGCAGCCUUGUUUGAUUCGCGUAGGGUUUCCAUCGUUCAAGGAAUCUUCCACUGCUGCCUUGUGCAGCUGCCACAGCCUGCCUCGCUUUCGGACAUACACGUGCCCCCUCUGCAGCGCCAAGCUUUGCGAUGUGCCUUGCAGCUGUUUGUGCUGCUCCUUGCAUCUCCUGUCCCCCGCGGACGUCUCCCGCUCCUUCCACAGCCUCUGCCUUCCGGAAGCCUUCGAGCCUGGGUGCUCUCCUUGGGGGCUCUGUGUGUACACGCAGUUUUCCAGUCGUAUUCGAUGGGUGUGCUGCGGUGCAGCAUCGCGAUGUCCUGACUGUAGGAACGUCUUUUGCAGGGAAUGCGACAUUUUUAGCCAUGAGCAGCUGCGACACUGCCCGUUCUGCGUGAUGGACGACAUUGCCAACAUCGGAGACGCCCCAGACUCCUCUAUGCCCACAAAGGGAGGGCCUAGCAACACACGAGCUUAG
Molecule: messenger RNA, 1395 nt
Organism: Cyclospora cayetanensis
Lineage: Eukaryota; Apicomplexa; Conoidasida; Eucoccidiorida; Eimeriidae
Product: general transcription factor IIH subunit 2
Exons: 12
Coding region: 1-1395 (464 amino acids)
Biological process (GO): nucleotide-excision repair; regulation of transcription by RNA polymerase II
Cellular component (GO): transcription factor TFIIH holo complex
Molecular function (GO): zinc ion binding
Source: RefSeq, a predicted model, not a curated record